Benincasa hispida (wax gourd) is the source of this 1178-nucleotide messenger RNA. RefSeq names its product putative carboxylesterase 18. Lineage: Eukaryota; Viridiplantae; Streptophyta; Magnoliopsida; Cucurbitales; Cucurbitaceae. Gene Ontology annotation, molecular function: carboxylic ester hydrolase activity. The record is from RefSeq and is a predicted model, not a curated record. Gene Ontology annotation, biological process: pollen tube growth.
AGUGGUCUUUGGAAGAAAGAAACUAAAUGGUGAUAUAAAGUUUAGCCAUGGAAACACCUCCAAAGCUUCCAUUGAAGUUUCGAAUUCUUCUCCGCCUCCAUUCCUUUGCCUCCUUCAUAAGUCGCCGCCCUAACAUCACCGUCAACCGUUUCUUGAUGAGCUUCUUCGACCCCAAAAUCCCUCCUUCUUCUAAACCCCGUUACGGCGUUACCACUAACGACGUCGUUUUCGACCCCUCCCGCAAUCUUUGGUUUCGCCUCUUUCUUCCUUCUUCUUCCGUGCUAGCCGAUAACAUUUCCCUGCCUGUCGUCGUUUACUAUCACGGCGGCGGGUUUGUGUUUUUUUGGGCUAAUUCGAUGGCUUACGAUGAUCUCUGUCGAAGACUCGCACGUGAGCUACGUGUGGUGGUUGUGUCUGUAAAUUACCGCCUCUCUCCGGAACACCGAUACCCAAUUCCGUAUGAAGAUGGAUUUGAUGCUUUGAAAUUUCUUGACGGUGUGGAUUUGAAUUGUGGUGUUUUUCCGGUGAAUGUUGAUGUUAGUCGGUGCUUCCUUGCCGGUGAUAGUGCUGGCGGCAACCUGGCUCACCACGUGGCAGUUAGAGCCGGUAGCCACGACUUCAAGAAGGUGAAGAUCAAAGGGUUAAUUGCAAUACAACCACUUUUUGGCGGAGAAGAGAGAACUGAUUCAGAGAUUCAAUUUAAGGAAUCACCAAUGUUGACCUUGCAACAAACGGAUUGGUCUUGGAAAGCAUUUUUGCCAAAUGGGUCAAGCAGAAACCACCCGGCGGCCCACGUGUUCGGAGCCGGUGUCGGAGACAUGUCGAGCAUAGUGUUUCCGGCGACGCUUCUGAUUGUGGGAGGACGAGACCUGUUACAAGAUUGGCAAAAAAGGUAUUACGAAUGGUUGAAAGAGGCUGGAAAAGAAGUUGAUUUGGUCGAAUAUCCAAAUGCUAUUCAUGGAUUUUAUGCAGUUCCUGAGCUCAAGGAUUCUUCGUUGCUAAUUAAAGAUGCAACUGAUUUCAUACACAAACAUAUGUCACUCUAAAUUGUCAUUUCUUCAAAUUAGCUUUCUUUUAUUCCUUUGUGUUUUUCGGUAGAGUUUAUAUUCAUGUAAUUGUGUUCUUAAUUUGGAUAAGUUAACCAAAAAAAAAAUAAAUAAAUAAAAAAUAAGAUAAAA